AUGCCUUCGCACGGCGGCAUGGUCGCGGGCCACGAGUUCGAUAUCCCGAUCUCGCCAAAACCUUACCCUUCGCCGGUUCCUGUCGCUCACCCAUCAACCCCCACUCGCGAACAACCCCGUCUUCCAGACUCUCCUCGGGGACAGUCCACGACGGCCAGACAACGCCCUGUAUCAACGUCGAAACCACGGCCCCUCUCGAUGCCACCACAGAGCUACGGUCCCACUCCCGACCGCGAACGGGAUCGCCAGCACGACGAUGCGGCCAGGCGUGAGCGCGAUGCAUCGACGAGUAGGACACGAAGCACGAAUAGGAUAUUAGGAGACUACACGUUGAGCAAGACUCUUGGUGCCGGGAGCAUGGGCAAGGUCAAGCUGGCACACCACAAUGUUACAGGCGAGAAGCUUGCCGUCAAAAUUCUUCCUCGAGCUUCUCCGCCUCCAAGUGGAACGAUCACUAGUCCAGAGGCUGCAGCCAAGCAGGCAUCGAAGGAUGCCUCGAAAGAGAUUCGGACGCUGCGGGAGGCCGCACUGUCGAUGUUGCUCCACCACCCCUACAUCUGCGGCAUGCGGGAGAUGAUCGUCCAUGCUCAUCACUACUACAUGGUGUUCGAGUAUGUGAAUGGCGGCCAGAUGCUGGACUACAUCAUCAGCCAUGGUCGACUGCGGGAACGAGUGGCUCGCAAGUUUGCGCGGCAGAUCGGGAGUGCGCUGGACUAUUGUCACAAGAAUAGCGUCGUCCAUCGGGAUUUGAAGAUUGAGAACAUUCUCAUCUCGCAGACAGGGAACAUCAAGAUUAUCGACUUUGGGCUAUCGAACUUGUACGACCCGGUGACCCAUCUGUCAACAUUCUGUGGCUCAUUAUAUUUCGCUGCACCCGAAUUAUUGAACGCAAAGGUCUACACAGGCCCCGAGGUCGACGUGUGGAGCUUCGGAGUCGUGUUGUACGUGUUGGUGUGCGGGAAGGUGCCAUUCGAUGAUCAGAGCAUGCCCGCCUUGCAUGCAAAGAUCAAGCGUGGGCUGGUAGAGUACCCGGUGUGGCUCAGCGCAGAAUGUAAACAUCUCCUCACUCGCAUGCUCGUCACAAACCCGACUUCGCGUGCAUCACUCUCGGAAGUGCUCAGUCAUCCAUGGAUGCUGCGGGGCUUCCGGGGGCCGCCGGAUUCACAUCUCGUUCACCGUGAACCACUUCGUGCGGAUGAGCUGGAUCGACAAGUUAUCCGAGGCAUGAAGGGCUUCGAGUUUGGUACUGAAGACGAAAUUGAAAACCGGCUCAUUGAGAUUCUCGAGUCGGAUGCCUAUUAUCGUGCCGUACAGAACUGGGAGCGGAAACGUAUGAUACCUAAUGGACGCAACGGUAGCGGGCGUCAUUGGGAGUCCCUCUCGAACUCGUCUCUCGCCAUCUCACAAGACAGCACUGCGAAUGGCAAAGAUUCUCCAUCAAAGUCCAAGAGACGGUUCUCGGGAUUUGACUUUUAUCGACGGAAGCUGUUCUCCGCAUCAUCAUCACCUCCUGGUACGCCGUUUGCAGGCUCACCACCUACUUCUCAAUCCCACCUUUCCAACACUUCACUCAACGAUCCCAGCCAGCGCGAACCGCCAGAUCCUACAUAUGGGUUUCACCCUCUUAUCUCAAUGUAUUUCCUCUCUCGCGAGAAGAUGGAGCGCGAGAAGGUAUACGGCCCUGGUCAUUUUGCAAGUUCCCAACUGUCUUUAGAGUCGACCCCUCAGGCAGAUCCUGCGCCUGAGGUCCAUCACCCCCAAACGAACGCGAAACAGGUAUCGCAGCCUCAGGUCCGGAAGAAAGAUGCGGUCCUCGCAAAGCCAGAUUAUAGCAUGCCAUUACCACGCCUGCCUGCCCCUGAGACAUCGCACUAUUCGGGCAUGUCGUAUGAUGUGUCCGCGGCAAGUCCAUCCCCGGUGUCUGCCACCUUUGCAGCGCAACCGCGCGCCCGGGAUGCUGCGCUCGCCGUAUCACAGCCGAGGACCAGCAUGCCACCGAUAUCGGUACCGAGCACGCCCGCCAAAGCGCCUAUGCCUCGCGCGCCGGCCGGUGCUACACAUCGCCGUAGCCACAGCCUAAGCCAGCGACCAAGCGUCGGGCGAAGCUGGUUCGGUGGCGGAGGAGUGGAACCUGUCAAUGAGAAUGCGAUGCUCAAAAUACGCGUGGAUCCGCUCGAGCCUCCUCGCUCUGCUGGCCCGGAGAGGACGUCGUAUGCGGAACAGCCUGCGUCAGAGCAGCCGGAGGACGAUCAACGGUCCCCGGUGCUUAUGUCUGCAGGAGCGACACUUGUACGCAAGUUUGGCAGUCUUUUGGUUGGAGGCACAAGGGACGACACACGACGAUCUAGCGGAAGCGGAACGAUCAAGAGGGGCAACAUCCUGUCUUUCACUCCACGACCAUCGGCGGAAGACGGGGAAAAGGUCGUUGACGAGCAUGGUGCUUUAGUAAAUGAAAAGACUAGUCACGAUGCGGGCACCAAUGGGACCCAAUCGUCUGUAGGAACGAUUACACAAAGCCAUAGUCAGCCCGUCGCUUCCCCGCACCGGCGAGCUGCUACCGUUCUCGAUCCACAGGGACGCGCUGCACGGCAUGAGCGGAGGAACAGUGCUGGUCCAGCGCUGUUCUCCAACGUAGGUGGCACGAUUGGCCGCCAUCGUCGGCCUUCGACCGGAUACUCGACUGAUCACAGACGGCCAUUGACGGAUAGGCUGUUUGGUCGUACGGAUGAGGAAGAUGAGCGUGCUGCAGAGCGGGAUGAACCAGUUUCAGGCGCUAUCAACGGGAAUCCUGGUGGUGAAUUACACAGAGAUGAGGAAAGUCACGGUGAAGAGAAGGAGUUCAAGCCUGUCUACAUGAAAGGCCUCUUCAGCGUGGCCACGACGUCAACAAAACCCCCAACAUUGCUGAAACAAGAUAUCAGACGUGUCUUGGAUAGGAUGCAAGUACAGUAUCGGGAGACGAAAACCGGAUUCGAGUGCAUCCACAUCCCGUCGAUCGAUAUGUCUACUUUGCAAACACCACGUCCCCCUGAGCGCCAACACAGAAAGCGAGGAUCUGCGGGUUCAAAUGAGACUGAUGUAACCAGGCGUUCAAUUGCAAGGAAAACUUCGAAGAUUUCAUUUGGAGCAAAAGGCAAUAAAGAUAGGGAUCGCGACGUCAAGGAAAAGGAGCUUCCUAGUCGACCCUCCGGCGGCACCACCCUUAGUGCAACGGCGAGUAGCGCAUCAUCCUCGUUCUUCCAUGUUUCUUCAACUGCACAUGCUACUACUGGGGAGACUCCGGAUCUACCAUCCACGCAACAGGAGGAACCUGGGCGACCUCAAUCACCAAACAAAGGCAAGGUCUUGCCCUCUAUACCCCGAGACUUCGCUCCGAGUCCCCAGCCAAUGGCUCCAGCUCCUCUUCCAACGGGAGAGGUUAACCCAGACGUAUUCGAGAGCAUGGGUUCUAAUUCUCUGGCGGUCCGAUUUGAGAUCAAUAUAGUUAAGGUGCCCUGGCUGCCGCUUCAUGGAUUGCAGUUCCGGCGUUCGGGUGGAGAUGGCUGGCAAUACGUGACAUUGUCUCCUCCUGGGUUCUGUGUAAUGCUUUACGACUUCAUCCAUUUCAGAUAA
Fibroporia radiculosa is the source of this 3612-nucleotide messenger RNA. RefSeq lists its product as uncharacterized. Gene Ontology annotation, biological process: protein phosphorylation; intracellular signal transduction; microtubule cytoskeleton organization. The coding region runs from base 1 to 3612 and encodes 1203 amino acids. Gene Ontology annotation, cellular component: cytoplasm. Gene Ontology annotation, molecular function: ATP binding; tau-protein kinase activity; protein serine/threonine kinase activity. The record is from RefSeq and is a predicted model, not a curated record. The transcript is spliced from 6 exons. Lineage: Eukaryota; Fungi; Basidiomycota; Agaricomycetes; Polyporales; Fibroporiaceae.